AUUCCGGCUACGGGAGGUCCAAUAGGCAACUACUUGAAACUUUACGAACAACACUACUCAAAGCAAGCCGUUUGUUUCAUACACCUAACGUUUAUCUUCUACUGCUUAUGCUCAUAUCCGAUAUACUUGAUGCCAUUAUGUGAUAACUUGGAGAUGGUGUACAUAACCAAGACACAAAAGCCUUGCUCCUUCUUUGUCCGGAUGAUGUUAUUGGGUUCGGUUGGUUUCUUUGUAGCCGUUGGAUUCUCGUUCUUGACAUAUCUUGCUGUUCUUAUCGGAGCAGUAGGCUUGCUUGUUACGUCUACGUACCCGUGUUUCAUGUGGGUAUCUAUCAAAAAGCCCCAGAGGAAAAGCUUGAUGUGGUUGCUUAACGUUUUGGUGGGAAGUUUAGGCGCGUCUCUCAGCGUUUUGCUUGUGGUUGGCUCGGCUUUGAGAUUGGCUGAUAACGGUUUACAUGCAAACUUCUUUAAACCCUAG
This is a messenger RNA of Brassica oleracea var. oleracea, 477 nucleotides long. Its product is annotated as lysine histidine transporter-like 7. The transcript has a single exon. NCBI's taxonomy places the organism in Eukaryota, Viridiplantae, Streptophyta, Magnoliopsida, Brassicales, Brassicaceae. The record is from RefSeq and is a predicted model, not a curated record. Gene Ontology annotation, cellular component: plasma membrane. The annotation marks the transcript as partial.